AUGAAAGCGCUGAGGCCCGUCCACCUGGCAUGGUGCUCGCAAUUGCUGCCUCUGGUGCUGGGGAGGUUUUGGAAGCUGUGGUUUUGUGAGUUGUGGAUACUUCUGUUGGGUUCCGGACCGAGUGCCAAUUUUUUGCCGCACGAGGAAGACGUAGACUUCAUCAAUGAGUAUGUGGACCUCCACAAUGAGCUCCGCGGCCAGGUCUCGCCUGGAGGGGCGAACCUGCGCUUCAUGACCUGGGAUGUAGCUCUAUCACGAACUGCAAGAGCAUGGGGAAAGAAAUGUGUGUUUGAACGUAAUAUUCACUUGGAAGAGGUACAAAUGGCCCAUCCUACAUUUAAUCCUGUCGGUGAAAAUAUGUGGGUUGGCCCUGAAAGUGAAUUUAAUGCAAGUAUUGUCAUCAGAAGUUGGUAUGAAGAAAGGAAAAAGUAUACUUUUGACAAUGACAGUUGCUCUGCAGACUGUUCUCAUUAUAUUCAGCUUGUUUGGGACAGCUCUUACAAAGUUGGUUGCGCUGUGACUGCAUGUCCAACAGUUGGAAGUAUUCAACGUGCCGCAAUAUUUAUAUGCAAUUAUGCACCAGGAGUCCAGACUCCAGGUGGAUGGCUUUCAAAUUCUUUCACUUCAUUGCCUCCCGCAUUUCCCUUUGGUAAUGCAGAUCGUGAUCAAGCCAUAUAUUACCAAUUUUGGUAUCCACGUUGGGAAGUACCCCGGCCAAUUGUGUGUGAUCCGCUGUGCAUGUUUGUUUUAUUAGUGAGAUUAGUAUGCUUUCUGAUGUGUGUCAUGAUUGUUUUGAUAGUACAGCCUCAUUUUCCAUAUAUCUUCUUGGAAAAACAGAUGGUAUUUACUCCUGAAGAAUCUGAAGUCGAAAAAGAAAAGGAGGAGAAAGAAAAGGUACAGAAGGAAAAGAAAUCAGAAAGAAAAAAAGAGGAGAGAAAAGAGGAAGAGAAAAUAGAAGAGAAAAAGAAAGAGGAAACAGAAGAAGAGGAAACUGAAAAAGAAGAGGAAGAGGAAGAG
Molecule: messenger RNA, 1017 nt
Organism: Octodon degus (degu)
Lineage: Eukaryota; Metazoa; Chordata; Mammalia; Rodentia; Octodontidae
Gene: Glipr1l2
Product: GLIPR1 like 2
Exons: 6
Source: RefSeq, a predicted model, not a curated record